AGAAAUCAUUCAUAAUGCCGAUGCGUCAAACGUUUGUACGAGGACCCUGGAAUAAAUAUGGCUGGAGUAGUUAGUCAUUUUUUCAAAAUGAAAGGAUAGAAACUAAGGAAUAGAAACGAAUCCUGGUUAUGUGUCCUUUACCUAACCUUUGAUAACUACUUUUAUUCCUUGUUCUAUAUUUAGUCUACCAGACUCUCCGUUUACAAUGAGUGGAUUAUUUCUGAAAAAUGUAUUGGUGGCAGCAGCGGUAUGUUGCUCGGUGCUGGUCACUGCGGUACUGGGGUCUCUGUUGGGGUCCCCGAUGUUAGCUCAAGAGCCGAUCCGAUGCGCUCCGUGCGCGCCGGAGAAGCUGAGCGAGUGUCCAGUGGUGGCGCAAGGCUGUAUGGAGGUUCUGAGUGAGCCGGGUUGCGGAUGCUGCCUUGUCUGCGCCCUGAUGACGGGGGAACUGUGCGGAAUCUACACGGCGCCAUGCGGGUAUGGACUGAGGUGCACCCCAAUACCCGGUGACCUCCAGCCGCUGCACUCCCUUAUUCGCAGCCAGGGGGUGUGUAUGGCGAACCCCGAGCCCGAAAGUAGCCCAAUUCCCCAAAAUCCAGUGUCAAUCACCUGCUUCACGUUCAGCCAUCCUGGCAACAGAAAGACCUUCGAUCCCCCGUCUGCCGCGGACGCGCAGGAGAGAGUGAAAGCCAAAGUCAGCGCAAUCAGGAAGAAACUGGCGGAGCAAGCUCCCUGUCAAGUGGAGUUGCAGAGAGCUCUGGAGAAGAUCGCUGAGUCACAGCAGAAGCUAGGAGACAAUCUGACCAGGUUCUACCUGCCAAACUGUAACAAACACGGGCUCUACAAAGCCAAACAGUGUGAGUCGUCUCUUGAUGGACAGAGAGGCAGGUGUUGGUGUGUGUCCUCCUGGAAUGGACAGAAGAUUCCAGGAUCCACUGAUCUGUCUGGAGAUGCAGAAUGUUCUUAAGAGAUCAACCACUGAUGCAGAACACACACACACACACACACACACACACACACACACACACACACACACACACACACACACACACACACACACACACACACACACACACACACACACA
Molecule: messenger RNA, 1082 nt
Organism: Oncorhynchus gorbuscha (pink salmon)
Lineage: Eukaryota; Metazoa; Chordata; Actinopteri; Salmoniformes; Salmonidae
Product: insulin-like growth factor-binding protein 1
Exons: 4
Coding region: 206-964 (252 amino acids)
Biological process (GO): regulation of insulin-like growth factor receptor signaling pathway
Cellular component (GO): extracellular region
Molecular function (GO): insulin-like growth factor II binding; insulin-like growth factor I binding
Source: RefSeq, a predicted model, not a curated record